UCCCAUCUCCACCCACCCAGCCAUUCACAUUCAGCUCCGCCCCGCCCCGCAUUGUCAAAACCCCUUGCUGCUUUUAUUCAAAACAGAGCAAAACAAAGCACACUUUCUCUCUUUGACUUUGAGCUUCCACCAUCAGAUUAUUACUCAUAAAAAGGAAGCUGUGCAGUGGUGCCCAGAGCAAUGUGUUGAGAUGGGGGAGGGCAUUACAACACCAUGGAUUCUCCUCACUUUCCUACAGGACCAGAGGUGCAGCAACCAGGAAUAUAAGAAGGAACUGGAGACUUUGGAAAAUGAAUUGAAUAAGAAGAGGCCUGUGAUUUCAAACUACUCCAGUCUCUGGAGAAGCAAUCAAGAGCAUUUCAGUGAUGGUGAUGAUGGAGAGCUACAGACAGAUGGGCAUUUUUGUUCUGACAUUAGACAUUUUUGCAGAGAGAUGCAGCCUGAUGUACAAGGACGUGUCAUCGAUGUCGGUGUGGCGAGGCAAAUCGCAGCAAAUCUGAUUGAGAUCGCAGAUCAGCUGGACCAAAGUGUGGUUUCACGGGCCUCGGGUCAUUUAGCCAGGAGGAUGCAAAACAGAAUUUCACAAGACUGGACCAGCUUGCUGUCCUCCGAAGUUGAGCGCUUGAUGCGGCAGGGCAUCCCGGGGCUGCAGCAGUUCCCUCAAGAGAAAGUCAUGCUCACCCUCACCAUGGUGCUAGUGCAGAACAUUGGAGUGCAUGCUCCCACUUUGCUACGCAGCUUUUUCAGUACUGCUGUGCAAUAUAUUAAUGAAAACCUCCAGAACUUCAUAAGAGAUCAAGGAGGAUGGGGAGGAAUUUAACCAUGGAAAGGGAAUUCCAGCUGCCAUCUCUGGUUAUGUUGCCAACAUUUCCAUGUUACAUGCUUUAUGAUGGGGGGGGGGGGGGGGGGUUGGUGGAAAGGAAAAUGUCCAGAUGUUCAGGGACCACUUUUGUUUGUUUCUUUGCAAUUUUUCAAAAAGUGUUAAGAACACUUCGUUUUGUAUAUUGGUUUUUUUUUAUUGAUAAUUCUUAACUUGUACACAGUACAUUAAAAAUGAAAUCAAUGCAGUUUGUGCAAACAAUUUAGCAUAAGCUCCUGCGUUGCCUAAAGUCUUAUAAAAGCAAUUUAUGUAGAGCUGUUUAAAAUAUCUGUAAUGUGCAUUGUAAUGCAUUCUUUUACCGUAAUAAAUACUGCAUUGAAAAAAAGCUUUUCUGCCUCU
This is a messenger RNA of Acipenser ruthenus (sterlet), 1219 nucleotides long. RefSeq names its product BH3-interacting domain death agonist-like. Gene Ontology annotation, cellular component: mitochondrion; cytoplasm; cytosol. Gene Ontology annotation, biological process: positive regulation of release of cytochrome c from mitochondria; positive regulation of extrinsic apoptotic signaling pathway; positive regulation of intrinsic apoptotic signaling pathway. Bases 191 to 820 code for a protein of 209 amino acids. NCBI's taxonomy places the organism in Eukaryota, Metazoa, Chordata, Actinopteri, Acipenseriformes, Acipenseridae. The record is from RefSeq and is a predicted model, not a curated record. The transcript is spliced from 5 exons.